AUGCCGCAAGCUCGCCGCAAGACUCCCUUCAGCGGGAAAGCUAAAAAGCAGCAGUUGCAGUCUAAGAAACAAAACAAGACCCUUCUGAUGUCCACCUCAUCAGGCACGACCUCGUACGACGUGGUAUCAGUGAACUACCAGCCGACGCGCGGGCGAGGCGGCCGAGACACCAACAGAUACGCGCUCAAGUUCUACAGAGAGACUGAAGAGGAACUGAAGAUUAAAAAGGAAGAAGCACUUAAAGAGCUAAUUCCGGUACCAGAAAAAGACUUAGAAGUCAAUCCUGUGGACUACUUCCCAGCGGACGUAUCAUUCCCGAAGCGACCGCCAUGGGACUUUAAUAUGACCCCGGCACAACUAGACGCGCAGGAACAGAGAUAUUUUAAGAACUACAUAGACAUUCUCCAAGCAUCAGAGCACUGGAAGAAGAUGUCGUACUUCGAGCUGAACCUGGAGACCUGGAGACAGCUGUGGAGGGUCCUAGAAAUGUGUGACAUACUGUUGCUUAUUGUCGACGUCAGAUACGCUGGCAUGAUGUUCCCGCCAUCCCUCUACUCGUAUAUACAGGAACAGAAAAAGGAUAUGAUUCUAGUGCUAAACAAGAUAGACCUAGUACCCUCCUCAGUAGUAGCGGGGUGGAAACAAUACCUGACUACUGCUUACCCCGCGCUCAGAGUAUUGUACUUCACCUCCUGUCCUGCUUACAACCUUCGCGGAGUAACUAGCGAUAAGGCAGGCCUCCAAGUAAGACGCCGCAAGGGUAAGCAGCGUAUGUGUGCAGAAGGAGCCACGAAGAUACUCGAAGCGUGCAAGGAGAUAGUCAAGGGAGAAGUAGAUCUCUCUUCUUGGGAGAAGAAGAUCAAAGAAGAGACUGACGUGGAGUUUGAUUAUGAUGAAGGCGCUCAGAUUGGAGAGACGAUAUUAGAAAAAGCUGACACAUCAUUCUACACGCACGAACGCUACAAGUCCGGCGUCCUAUCUAUUGGCUGCGUGGGACAGCCUAAUGUCGGCAAGUCGUCCCUAUUGAACGCCCUAAUGGGACGCUGCGUGGUAUCCGUCUCCAAGACUCCGGGACACACGAAGCACUUCCAGACUAUUUAUUUGACGCCUCAGGUACGACUAUGCGACUGUCCCGGUUUGGUGUUCCCGUCGACAGUUCCCCGGCCGAUACAAAUACUCAUGGGAUCCUACCCCAUAGCGCAGUUACGGGAACCUUACACUACAAUUAGGUAUCUGUCAGAGAGACUGGACAUGCCAAAGCUUCUACGCAUAGAACACCCAGAAGGCGACGACACUUGGUCCCCGCGAGACAUAUGCGAUGGAUGGGCCAAGAAGAAAGGGUACCUUACUGCUAAAGCGGCCAGAUUAGACACAUAUAGAGCGGCGAACAGUCUGCUUCGGAUGGCUCUCGACGGCAGAAUUUGCCUGUGGCUUCGACCGCCAGGGUUCGCGGAACAUCGAGAUAAAUAUGAAGCUUGCGAAGAAAUUAAGUACAUCAGAUGGGUGCAAGCGCUGACGUCAGACCAAGAAGAACAGAAGUCAGAUGUUCUGACGUCAGAAUCUGAUGACGACAGACAUUCUGAUGACUCUGACGCUGACGAUGAUAGCACUGAUGACAGCGAAACGGCUGCUAUAGCGAAUAAGUUCGCCGCUUUAGCGGGCGAUGAUUAA
Molecule: messenger RNA, 1671 nt
Organism: Spodoptera littoralis (African cotton leafworm)
Lineage: Eukaryota; Metazoa; Arthropoda; Insecta; Lepidoptera; Noctuidae
Source: the annotation of a GenBank genome assembly